AUGGGUGGCUGUAGAGGUAUGCAUUGGAAAGGCCUCAGUCCACCGUCCAUGUCCAGAGAAGCCAAGAAAUACAAAGAAUUUCUUGAUGAGUACGAAACAAUCGGUCAUACGCGACGAAUCUUAGGUGAUAUCAAACAAACUCUAUUGAGUUUCCCACCAGUAUAUUUGCCUCGUCAUCCUGUAAUUCGCGAGUCUCGUAGACCUACUCCCGUUCGACUAGUUUUUAAUAUAUCUAGUCCCACUUCUUCUGGAAAGUCCUUAAAUGAUUCACUCAUGGUUGGUUCAAAACUCAAGAAGGAAUUGACAGCUGUCAUCUUACGAUGGCGAAAUUACCGUUUUGGAAUGACAGCAGAUAUAAGUAAAUUGUUUCGUCAGAUUCUGAUGGACCCGAGAGAUCUAGACUUACAAAGAAUAGUCUGUCUCCGCGGACCUUCUAGACAAUUGGUUGACCAAUUAGUCACCGUUACCUAUGGAAUGACGUUAUCCCCUUUUCUGGAAAAUAGAGUUCUGAAACAAUUAGCCGAGGACGAAGCUUCUUGCUUUCCCGAUGCCCGUUUCAUCCUUAAACGCGAUUUCUAUGUAGACGAUGUUUUAAUUUGGUGUCCAAACUUAGACUGCUUUUCAUUCUUAGUAAACACGCAACACGUUGGAGUUGCUACGAAAUGA
Molecule: messenger RNA, 666 nt
Organism: Belonocnema kinseyi
Lineage: Eukaryota; Metazoa; Arthropoda; Insecta; Hymenoptera; Cynipidae
Exons: 2
Coding region: 1-666 (221 amino acids)
Source: RefSeq, a predicted model, not a curated record